AGUACCGAGAGCAAAAUGUUCCUAUAUCCCUGCCAAAAAUGUCAUGGCAUUGAGGAGACGGCUGCUGAAUGCAAGCGACUGGGUGCCAGGGUUCAUGCCUAUGUAGUAGACUGCAGUGACCGCGAAGAUAUUUACAGCUCUGCGAAGAAGGUGAAGGCGGAAGUUGGAGAUGUUAGUAUUUUAGUAAAUAAUGCUGGUGUAGUCUACACAUCAGAUUUGUUUGCUACACAAGACCCUCAGAUUGAGAAGACUUUUGAAGUUAAUGUACUUGCACAUUUCUGGACUACAAAGGCAUUUCUUCCAGCGAUGAUGGAGACUAAUCACGGCCAUAUUGUCACCGUGGCUUCACUAGCUGGGCACACUGUCGUCCCCUUCUUACUGGCUUAUUGUUCAAGCAAGUUCGCUGCUGUUGGAUUUCAUAAAGCAUUGACUGAUGAACUGGCUGCCUUAGAAAGAACUGGAGUCAAAACAACAUGUCUCUGUCCUAAUUUCAUAAACACUGGCUUCAUCAAAAAUCCCAGUACCAGUUUGGGACCCACUCUGGAACCCGAGCAAGUGGUGAGCAGCCUAAUGGAUGGGAUCUUGACUGAGAAGAAAAUGAUUUUUGUUCCAUCUUCUCUAGGCUUUUUAAUGGUAUUGGAAAGGUAAGCCACAGUUUGUCAGCAGGAGAAAUGAAA
This is a messenger RNA of Microcebus murinus (gray mouse lemur), 677 nucleotides long. The record is from RefSeq and is a predicted model, not a curated record. Lineage: Eukaryota; Metazoa; Chordata; Mammalia; Primates; Cheirogaleidae.